UAAAUAUCCAGAAUCAAAAUGAUAAUUUACCGGAGCAAAUCGAUGUCAAGAAUCUUACAAAAGCCUUAACACUCCUUUGUUUUUAACACAUCACUCUCACUCUUACCAUUUCCAAACUACUCCAAUGGAGGAGGAGAAUCUUCUUGACACAACAAAACUCAAACGACAACAUACAGAAACCACCGUAACAAACUCACCACUCUCCACCACCACCACCACUGCCAUGACCUCCGUCGAACAUCCUCUAAAAAAGCGAAAGCUCCACGAUUCUCCACCGUCGCAAUCGCCACAACCGGAAACUAGCUCUCACUUUCUGCAAACCCUACCUACUCCGCCGUUGUCUCCAGACGAAAUUCUCGCGAAACGCAGAAACAAAGACGCAAUUCGAAAUCUCUAUGAAGGUUACAAGCGAAUUAAACGUUGCAUCCUUCAGAAACAAUCUUCCUCCAUGCCUGAUCUUGAUCAGAAUUUUCUUGCUCUCAUCGCUUCUUCAAGAGGUUGUACGAGUGUACAAAGAAUUGUGGCCAAUUUAAUUCCUCAAUAUGCUGGUCACUGUCCAACAGCUUUGGAAGCCGCAGCCAAAGUCGUUAUCAAUAUGCAUAACUGGAGUUUGGCAUUGACUAGUAAGGAAGAGGAUUCCAAUGGUAUUGCAUUUGAAACUGCUAAGGCAUGUAUUUUCGGAUUGGCUGAUAUUUGCUGCAUUGCUUCUUCAGUAGCACCAACAUCAGCUGUAAUUAGAGGAAUUCGCUCAACAGUUUUUCAAAAUGUGCUCACCUUUUUUGUUCCCUUAUUUGAGGGAAAUGAUGUCUUAAAGAUGAUUGACAAGAAUUUCCUGAAUAUGCAAGAUAAUCCCGAGGUCUUUUCUGAAUUGAAACAAAAGGUUUUAGAUGAAGAUGAUUCUUCAUUGACUAAAUUGUCUAAGUUCCGUGCAUUAUGUAUACUUAGGGUAUUCUUCUCUUGUCCAAAAGAAUUGCUUGCAGCUUGUUUGGAACUCUUAGGCUCCACCACAAAAGAGGGAUCUUCUAACGAAGGACAGCGUUUUCUGAGCAUGGUGACUAGCAUGCUUAAUUAUGAUGAAGCAGUUCACCUUUUGGGUAGAGCAAAUGAUGGACCUAAAUCAUGUAACGGUUUUAUUGAGGAAGGCAUCAAAGAGAUUGAGGUUGGCGAGAAAGCCGUCACCAAUGACAACCAUAUCUCCGAUGCGAUUCAAAAGAGCUGUUUGCUUAUGCUGGUUCUUAACAAGGACCCCUCACUGCGGAAGUGGACUCUGCGCCGAUGUAAGAAGUUGCUUGACUCGCUCACUAAUGCUUCACCGGAAACUACAUCAGUAUUGCAAGGAAUUCUUGGAAUGUUCGCUCAACAGACAGAGUUAGAAGACUGUCAAGUAGAUAGUGAUGAAGACAAGUCCGAUUCUUCAAUCUUCACGAAUAGAAACUAUGUGAUUCCUAGGAUCUCCGAGGAACUUGAAAAUAUUGGUGAAAGAUCACAAAAAGCAGGUUCGCAUUUUGAUAAUGGAGGGGUAUCAAGGUCUGUGGGCGUUGAGAAAGGUGAUAUACCCCAUGUUAGAUGUUCCACACCUAGGGACUCUGUAAGCCAUCAGAUGUUCUCACCUACAGUUAGAACAGCAGUAGACUUUAGGAGUAAUUCAUUUGAUGGUAGAAAUGAAUUCCCAAAUGUUGAGAAAAAUCAAGUUUCAAAUAUAAAUUUCAAUUCACCUCUGUCGAGGUCCUCUAGUGGAGCUGUCAGCAAUGUUCUGGCGUCUCCCAAUCAUCGUUUUAUGUCACCAAAUUCUUUAACCAAAAGUCAAAUUGUUUUGUGCUUUGACGGGGAUCCUGCUGCUGUAGAUAUUGUUGCUGCUUCUAGGCAGCUAUGGGUAGGUUGUGUGGCACCUGACAUGCCUGAAAGCCAUAUUAGGUUUCAAAUAGAGAGGUUUGGUCCUAUUGAAAAGUUUAUAUUCUUCCCAUCGAAUGGAUUUGCUUUAGUUGAGUACAGAAGGAUAAUGGACGCAAUAAAAGCUCGACACUGUGCACCUGGAAAUUUUCCUUGCCGUGUAAAAUUCAUGGAUGUGGGACUUGGUAGUAGGGGUGCAGUGAAUGGUGUUGCAGUUGGCUCUAGUUCUCAUAUUUAUGUUGGAAAUGUUUCCAGUCAAUGGGCCAAGGAUGAGAUUCUUCAUGAAUCAAGGAAAGUAGUUUAUAAGGGUCCUCUCGCUGUGAUUGAUCUUAGCUUUGAGUGUGCGUUGCUUAUGGAGUUUGAUAGCCCUGAAGAAGCUGCCUCCGUCAUGUUGCAUCUGAGACAGCUCCGAAGAGAAAGAAGUAGUUAUAGCCCACAUUUUGGUCCAGGAACAGUUAAUGUUGUAAGUGGGCAUGGUUAUAUGGAUGGUGCAAGACCUUUGCCCGCCCCUGCUCACCUGGACCUCAAGGUCAGCAACUCUGCUGGAUCACCUCAUGCUCGAGCUUUACAUGGGAGCCCUGCCGACAGCAGUCGAACAAGAAUGUCUCACUUGUGUAACAUACUAGCUUCAUUGCGUGCAAAGUAUAAUAUUAAUCAAAACAUAGGUCUCCAUGAUAACUAUAUGACUGGAAAUAGUUGCGCUUCUUCCACGCGUGAGGAAGAUGUAGUGCCAUCCAACACUCUGUGGAUAACAAUUCCUCAUAGUAGCUCCCAGUUCCUCACAGAUGAUGAGCUAAUGAGUAUUUGCAACCUUGCUAUUGGAAACUCUGGUUCCAUUGCACGGUUGAGACAAGCAAAAAUGCACAUGGGAUGUGGUUGGUUUGUUGAAUGUAGUAAUGUUGACGGAGCAGUUACAAUCUUACAGAAUCUGCGUGGUUGUCCAGGACUGUUUUUCCAAAUAGAAUUCAGCAAUCCAGGGAAUCAGAAUGCUGUUCCAUUUGCAAUUAAACCUGAAAACCGUGCUAUGGAGCUUGUCUCCCCCAGAAUGAAUGCUGAGAAUCGUAGUAGUGGAGGACAUGGCGCACCUCUGUCUCAAUCAAACUGGCACUUCCCUGAUUCAAGAGAGAUACCAGAAGUUGGAGGAAGGAAACCUGAUGGUUAUGAUCAUUUAUCACUAGAUCCUCGUCAAGGAGGAAAUGUUCCACAUGCAUACUCUGGAGCACAUGGACCUUCCAUUCCACCACCACAACAAAUUCAGUCAUCUCCUUUCACCCGCCCUGUUUAUGUUCCUCCAAAUGGCCAAUGGGAUCCCCAUGGAAUAAACAAUCAGUUACCUGUCAAUCAAUACCAAACUGUUGUAAUGCCAAAUAAUUUUAAUGCAAGUCCUUUUAUACCUGUUUCAGUAACUCCACUUGCUCAAAUACAAGGAACUCCAAUGCAACCGUAUAACCAGCAGAUUCCUCCCUCAAUUGUACCACCACCCUUAUCAUCCUUGCCACCUCCUCAGCCUGAAAUGCCACCUCCUCAUCCACAUCCUCCUUCUCAGCCACCUCUACCUGAGACACAACCACCCUUGGUUCCUCCACCUCCUCCACCUGGUUCUCCUCCUCCACCUCCUCCUCCGCUGCCUGUCCAAGAACCAGUCAGUGUGGAAUGUUCGGGGCAGCCGCUGCAGUAUCAGUGGCAGGGAAAUCUCUGUAAAAGUGGAGUUAGCUACUGUACAAUUUAUGCAUGCAGGGCAGAUUCAAAUAUUUGCAGCUAUUCAAAUGUCAUGCCUGAGCCUGCUGAAUGGCCCACCAAAUUAGACAUGACUAAGCGCACAGAUUUUAAACAUGUGCAAUCAACAUUUGCUGCUACUCCAUCUCAUAGAAGGGAAGUGUGCCGUUUAAUCCCAUCUUCCACAAGUGAAGACAGAAGGUUUCAGGAUUUUGUAUCAUAUUUAAAACAGAGGGAUUGUGCUGGAGUUAUAAAAGUCCCAGCUUCAAAAUCCAUAUGGGCAAGGCUGCUAUUUUUACUUCCUCAUUCACUUGAAAUGUGCUCGUUGCUUUCUAUUGCACCCGAUCCAUCUGAUUGCCUGAUUGCUUUGGUUUUACCCAAAGAAACAAACUCUGACUGGUUAUAAUAAUUGUCCAAUCAUAGGGUAAGAUCAUUGAGCAUCACGAAUGUAUGUAAGUAAGGUUUUAUGCUUUUUGCUUGAGAUGUAGGAUUCUUUGUAGAGAGAAGUAAAUACAUAUAACUCAAGAUGCGUAGAGCUGUCAAAAUGGGUUAAUUUGGCCCACCUAGAUUAGCAUAACAUGGAUUUGAAGUUACUAUCACAUAUCAUUUAUAAAUUUUUAAUGAAUUUAAAAUGAUUUGAUAUGUUAUUGAGAUACAUCAAGAGUAACGUUAUUCAAUAUAGAAGUGUUACGCUAUUUUGACAUUUCAAUUACAUCAAAUUAUUUUAGUUUAUGUAAAAUUUUGCUUACAUGAUUCAUGUGAUAGUAACUUUCAAACUAACAGUAAAUUUUGUGGUAUAAAUAUUAGAUAAAAAGUUAUCGACUGAUGUAAAUUAUCCUAGUAUUAUAGUGUAGUUUGGCUUCUCCUUAUAUA
This is a messenger RNA of Medicago truncatula (barrel medic), 4479 nucleotides long. RefSeq lists its product as uncharacterized. Bases 125 to 4012 code for a protein of 1295 amino acids. Gene Ontology annotation, molecular function: RNA binding; ubiquitin binding. The transcript is spliced from 9 exons. The record is from RefSeq and is a predicted model, not a curated record. Lineage: Eukaryota; Viridiplantae; Streptophyta; Magnoliopsida; Fabales; Fabaceae.